GCUCCUUCCAUUUAACAAACUCGCCAUUGACGUAGUAGCUUCUUUACCAUUAAGCCAGUCACAUGGUCCUCGUCACUAAAUCUCCCAACUAAUCCCCGCAAAUAUCCCUUUCCUCCUCCUCCCCCCACUCCAAUCAUCCAUCAUCCUAUUCCUGUACAACACACCAACCCGUCACCAGCUUACGUAACACCACCAAAAUGAGCAUCUUCCUGGACUUCGACGGCACCAUCACAGCGCAAGACACCAUAACCCACCUCUCGAACUUCGCGCUCGGAAUCCGCGCAUCGGAAGGCCAGGAUCUAAAACAGCAGUGGAGCCAGGUCGUCAAAUCGUACGUCGACGACCACGGCAACCACGUCUCCUCGUAUGUCCCGCACGAGGACGCGCGGAGCUUGCCCGAGCAUGAGGUUGCGUUUUUGAGGGACUUGAAGACGGUGGAGAAGCGCUCGUUGGUGAGGAUUAAUGCGUGUGCGCUUUUUCGAGGGAUUGGCGAUGAGGCGUUUAGGGAUGCUGGGAGGAGGUUGGUGGAGGAGGGGACGGUGAGGCUGAGGGAUGGGUUUGCGGAGUUUGUGGCGAAGAGACGGGCGGAGGGGUGGAGGGUUUGGGUGUUGAGUGUUAAUUGGAGUUCCGCGUUUAUUGAGGGCGCUUGUGGCGGGUUGGAAGGCGUGGAGGUUAUUUCGAAUGAUGUGAGGGAGGAUGGGUCGAUUGCUGGGCCUGGGGUUUUGAAUACUCAUCUGGAGGAUGUGAGGAGUUGUGCUGUUGUUGGGGAGCAGAGGAAUUUGACAAACUCUCGCGAUAAGUUGGAUGCUAUGGAGGCUGUUCUUGCGGCUGAAGGGCUAUCCACGAAACCAUCGGUAUACUUCGGCGAUUCGACUACGGAUCUGGAGUGUCUGCUCGCUGCAGAUAGGGGAUAUGUCAUCUCGGAUAAGGAUGAUUCCUCGUUAUUAGAGACGCUUAGGAGGAUAGGCAAGGAGGUGCCUCACGUACGAGAUCGCGACCAGAGCACAGCGGGUAAGCUGGCGUGGACUUCAAAUUAUGAAGAUAUAGCUUUCCCAUCCUACGAAUCCAUUUUGCGAUAGCUUCAAUAUAUACUUACUUUCCUAUGAACGACGC
Molecule: messenger RNA, 1113 nt
Organism: Annulohypoxylon maeteangense
Lineage: Eukaryota; Fungi; Ascomycota; Sordariomycetes; Xylariales; Hypoxylaceae
Product: haloacid dehalogenase-like hydrolase-domain-containing protein
Exons: 1
Coding region: 198-1079 (293 amino acids)
Source: RefSeq, a predicted model, not a curated record